Penaeus vannamei (Pacific white shrimp) is the source of this 517-nucleotide messenger RNA. Its product is annotated as pro-resilin-like. Lineage: Eukaryota; Metazoa; Arthropoda; Malacostraca; Decapoda; Penaeidae. Gene Ontology annotation, cellular component: extracellular matrix. The record is from RefSeq and is a predicted model, not a curated record.
AUAUCGCACCUGACGACAUGGCAUUCAAGGCAUUUGCACUGGCCGCCCUUGUGGUCGCCGCCAUUGCCCUUCCUGAUAGUCAUCCUACGUAUGGAUACCCUUCUCCUACGCCCUCUCACGCACCCGCAAAGUACGACUUCAACUACGCCGUCAACGACCCAGCAUCUGGCAACGACUUCGGACACCAGGAAGCCCGUGAUGGCGACCACACACAGGGAUCCUACUACGUCCUUCUUCCCGACGGUCGUCUGCAGAAGGUCACCUACAAUGUGAACGGAGACUCCGGUUACGUGGCUGAUGUGACCUACGAGGGAGAGGCUCAGUACCCCACCCCAAAGGCCUCCUAUGGGACUCCCCAGCCAUCCUACAAGCCACCCACUCCCUCCUACGGUUAAGGAAAACAACCGAUAUUUAUUGAUCUCGGAUCUUUGUAAAUAGGAUAUGCAAAACAAAUUACAAGGUAGCAACCUAUAAUGAAUUAGCUUAUACUUAAUAAAUAUUUUUGCCAUUGCUAAAA